AUGCCAAAGAAGGACGAAACGGAUCGCCCUAGCAAGCGGUUGAGCGCUGAGCCAGAGGGAUUUCGAGGCUCUCAAAUCGAUUCUGAGUCGGAGAGCGACGAAGAAACCCCACCUCCCAAACGAACUUCGAAAUUGUCCAUCACAAGACUCUCUCUUUCCAAAUCCGCCAUGGGAGAAUCAGGUUCUGUUGCACCAAAGCGAGUCUCUGGGGCUUCCAACAAGGACGUGAAACGAAUUUCCCAUUCGACUGCACCAACGGUUGUGAACGACGGCUUUUGGGAACGUCAAUCUAUGCGAAUUGCUCGUAUUCCAAGAAUUUUCUUGUCGACCACGCUGCUCGUUUCGGUCAUUCUUUCUGUGGUGGGAUUCACAGUGGGAGGAUUUGAUGCAAACGUGGACAAUGCAGGCUGGCAAAGUCGUGGAACCGAUAUUGCCAACAAGCAAACACAGCUUUUGCUUGUGAGCAGAUUCAAGGACGAGCUCUUUGCCGAAGGUGAACCAAGAUGGAGAGAUUUGCUUUCGAACGUCCAGCCGGGAUGGCAAACUGAGAGUCUAGGGGAUGAUGGAACCGAUGAUGGUCUGAGCCGUCGGUUGAAGUCAAUCGAGAGCGAGGAAUCCCAGUGGUACCUUGAGACCAGUCACCGCGACCUUCAAGCGACUUUGGAUUUGGAUGUGGCGGAUCUCGGACAACGCCUUAUUGCUGGUCUUCCCAACUGUAACAUUGGUUGGUAUGCCAACAUUACGGAUCUACUCUAUGAAGAACAUCUUUGGCCUAUCUGGAAGACCGAAAACCCUUCUACCACUCUUCUCAGUCCUAACAUGAUCAAGGAUAUUUGCGUUGCAGAAGAGAACACUCAGCGAGUUUUGGAAGCCAACAACUUUUGCUUUGGAUGCCAAGAAGGUUGUCUACCUCCUUACAGUCCUGUCCUCUUUGCGCGCAUUGUGGUGGAGAAUGGAUUUUCAAUGACCUGUCAACAGCUCAGCGAAGGUUGGACCCAAUACCAAGCUGCAACAGAAAACUCGUGGGCGGCAUGUACCAAAGAUUUGAAGGAAGUGUACGACAAGGACGGUUUCACAAUGCCUACAUCUUGUCCUCCUGGUUUCACUGCUGCACUUGUGGAGGAGAACUUUGAUAGCACAAAGUUCAUGACGUACACUUCGUCGAUCUUUGCAACCAACGCCGAUCCAAAAGUCAUGUAUGAUUUCGUUGAUCAAUUCGAUCAGGGAGUUGAAGAUGUUGUUUAUGGUGCCUAUGAUACUCAAUACGAAGGAUUCAACAAAAUCUUCACUGAUUCAGUUGUUGGUCGUGACAUGGCAUUGGCUUGCGCUUCUGCUUUCAUCACCGCAAUUGCCAUUCUCGUUCACACCAAGAGUCCUUUCAUCACUGGUAUUGGUCUGCUACAGAUUAUUCUCAGUUUCCCGCUUUCCUUCUUUGUCUACACCCUUCUUGGUGGUCUUGAUUUCUUCCCCUUUUUGAACUUUAUCGGAGUCUUUGUUGUCUUUGCUCUUGGAGCUGACGACAUCUUUGUAGCUGUUGACAAAUGGAAGAACGCACGUAUCGAGAAUCCAGACGCUGACACUGAAAUCAUUGCAGCCAUUGCCUUUCCAGAUGCCGCAGGAGCCAUGUUCCUAACUACCAUCACCACUGCGAUUGCUUUCUUCGGAACUGCUAUCUGCCCAGUGGCACCUAUCAAAAUGUUUGCAAUCUUUUGCGGUUUGCUCAUCAUGUUUGACUACUUGAUGUGCUGUAUGCUUGUCUUCCCUGCCUUGUGUAUUUACGACUCCAAGCUUCGGGCAGAUAAAUCUAAUUGCUGCAAUGCUUGCAAUUGCGGCAAAAAGGAGGAAGGGGAGGAUAGUUUGGAAGACGAAAACAAAAUGAGCCUCAUCCACAGAAUCCUCUUUGGAUACUACAACAUUCUUCACAAGUUCCGUUGGGGUCUCAUGGCUUUGUCUCUUAUUGGAUUCGCUUUGGCCUGCUGGGGUGCAACAACUCUCAAACUUCCAACAAGUGCCGAAGUUCGUCUUGUUGGAGAGGAUGCCAUUCAGUUUGAAGAAAACUUCCUUUGGCGUGACAACCUUCUUCAAUCGAGUCUCGAUAAGUCAGGCGGCAGCACAAUUCUUGUCGCUUUUGGAAUCGAACCAGCUGAUACAGGAGACCAAAACAACCCAAAGAAGUGGUCCCAACUUGUUCUUGACAACACCUUUGAUGCUGCACCUGAAGCGAGUCAAAGAUUCCUGGAAUCUUUCUGCCCUGAAGCGUUUGCCGAAGAGUUUUUAGCUCCUGCUAGUGUUGAUUACGAAUGCCCAAUCAACCGAUUUGCGGCUUGGCUGCAGACUGAGUCUGCUAAAGAGAGUCCAGAUGCAGGUUAUGCGUCCAAGUGCGGUGGAGCAAGUGGCAUUCCAGUUCCAGAGGCUAACUUUGAUGCUUGCUUGAUGGAAUGGGCUGCACAAAACGAGGAAGAUACCGUCCUUUCCGUGGACAAUAAGGUCCGAAUCAUCAUGAUGGAAUUCGCAAUCCGCAUCCGUUUCGACAGUCCCUUCGACGACCUUGAGAAUGAAUACAACACUAUCGACGGUUGGAUGACCGCCAAGUCUGCUACCGCACCAGAGACUGCAAACAAGGUCAUCUUCUCAUCCCAAACCUUCUGGUGGUUCGACACGAACAGACAAAUGCUUACUACUGCAACCGGAAGUGCGUCCAUUGCCUUGGCCACUGCCGCGAUUGUCAUUUUCUUGAGUUCCUACUCCUUUUCGCUUACAUUCUUUGCCACAUUCACCAUCGGUUACGUCUUGACAUCGGUGACAUCAACUCUUGUGGCUCUUGGUUGGACCCUCGGAUUUUUGGAAUCGAUCUGCUUUGCCAUUCUCAUUGGAGUCUCUGUGGACUUUGUGAUCCACUUUUGCCAUGCUUAUUCUCACGCUCACGGAGAUGUAGACCGCCACGAACGUACUCAACAAGCCUUGAUCCGCAUGGGUCCUUCGAUCUUGGCAGCCGGCGUGACCACUAUUGCCGCUGCUAUCAUUAUGUUGUUCACUGUCAUCAACUUUUUCCAGAAGUUUGCCUUAAUUUUGUUCAUGACCAUUAUCCAAGCCACUGUUGGAUCGUUCAUUGUCUUUUUGACUCUGACUGAUUGUGUUGGUCCUUCGAAUCCAACCUACAUGGCUGAUUUGAUCAAGGCGAAGCUUGGCUUUGGUGGAUCAGAAGACGACAGCGUUACUCCGAAGAAAAAGAGAGACGGUACCGAGCUCACGACUGAAAGCUCUCGUUAA
Molecule: messenger RNA, 3270 nt
Organism: Cylindrotheca closterium
Lineage: Eukaryota; Bacillariophyta; Bacillariophyceae; Bacillariales; Bacillariaceae
Source: the annotation of a GenBank genome assembly